AUGUGCUUGCUGUUUUCUGCCUUCUUAUUUGUGGCCGUUGGAUAUUUCAUCAACGCCUCUCCGACGGUCCCUCCGACUCUGGAGGACAAUGUGGUGUCUCGGCUCCAGGAGGGGGCACCACCCCUGGACUGUCCAUCUUGCUCACUGCUUCAGAUCAGGAGGAACUCUACUUCGUCAGGAGGACAGAGCGACAUGGUGGAGGCAGUGAAGCGUCACAUUCUCAAUAUGCUGCACCUGAGCACUCGGCCCAACCUGACACAGCCAGUUCCUCGCGCUGCGUUGCUCAAUGCCAUCAAAAAGCUGCACGUAGCCCGUGUGGCUGAAGACGGCAGCGUAGAGAUCCAGGAAGAGGGCCAGGGCCCUGGAGCCUAUACACCACCUGAACCACCGUCUGAAAUCAUCACCUUCGCAGAGCCAGGAGAUUCUCUGGACACGGUGACCUUUGACAUAUCGAAGGAGGGCAGCAGCUCGUCGGUGGUGGAACAGGCGAACAUCUGGAUCUUCCUGAAGAUGUUGAAGGGAAACCGAGUUAAAGGCAAAGUGAUGCUGCGGCUGCUGCAGCUUCAUCGUGAGAAUGAUGAUGAUGAGGAGGAGUGUGUUUCCGAAAAGAUGGUGGAUACUCGUCGCAGCGGCUGGCACACCCUAGUUGUCUCCCGCAGCAUUCAGACUCUGCUGGAUGGCGGUGGUAGCUCGCUCCAUCUGCGGGUCUCCUGCCCACUAUGUGCCGAGGCUGGAGUCUCGCCCAUCCUGGUGCCAGCUGUCGAUAAGCAUGCCAGUGGGCAGGACCAGUCUCACCGCCCAUUCCUCAUGGUGGCGCUGCGAGCUGGAGAGGAGGCGACUCAGCGACGAGUCAAACGAGGCUUGGAGUGCGACGGGAAAAUACGUGUCUGCUGCAAACGACAGUUUUACGUGAACUUCAAAGAUAUUGGCUGGAAUGACUGGAUUAUUGCUCCGUCUGGUUACCAUGCCAACUACUGCGAGGGUGACUGUCCAAACCACAUGGCGAGCUUCAGCGGGUCAUCCCUGUCCUUCCAUUCCACGGUCAUCAAUCAUUAUCGUAUGAGGGGCUACAGUCCGUUUCAGAACAUCAAGUCGUGCUGCGUGCCAACCCGGCUGCGCGCUAUGUCGAUGCUGUACUACAAUGAAGAGCAGAAGAUCAUCAAGAAAGACAUCCAGAACAUGAUUGUGGAGGAGUGUGGCUGCUCGUAAGGACUCAUAAAGACACCAGAAACGCUUCCUGCUUCCUGCAGAAAAAUACCAGUUCAGCACUUUUAAAGAUCAAAUAUUUAUGUUUAGUGACGAAACGUGUUUCUUAUCGGGAGAGACUCUUUUCCACAUUGGAACCACCCGAGAAUAUUCUAUGCAACAACUCCUGCAACUUUCUACGUCGACAGCUCUGUCUGUCCAUUUAUCUGUCUGUCUGUCUGUCUCUGUCCGUUUAUCUGUCUGUCUGUCUGUCUGUCUGUCCGUUCAUCCGUCUGUCUGUCCGUUCAUCUGUCUGUCUGUUUCUGUUGUUGAGGUUCAACCUCUGUAAAAAUCACUGACAUGUUCAGUUACUUGAAAGAAAUGUAGUCAAACAUCAUCAUCUUCAUCAUCAUCACCAUCAUCAUCAUCAUCUUUAUCAUCUUCAUCAUUAUCAUAUAUUAUAAUUAGUU
Molecule: messenger RNA, 1655 nt
Organism: Epinephelus fuscoguttatus (brown-marbled grouper)
Lineage: Eukaryota; Metazoa; Chordata; Actinopteri; Perciformes; Serranidae
Gene: inhbab
Product: inhibin subunit beta Ab
Exons: 2
Coding region: 1-1209 (402 amino acids)
Biological process (GO): SMAD protein signal transduction; BMP signaling pathway
Cellular component (GO): extracellular region
Molecular function (GO): cytokine activity; hormone activity; growth factor activity
Source: RefSeq, a predicted model, not a curated record